Molecule: messenger RNA, 502 nt
Organism: Chanos chanos (milkfish)
Lineage: Eukaryota; Metazoa; Chordata; Actinopteri; Gonorynchiformes; Chanidae
Gene: uba52
Product: ubiquitin A-52 residue ribosomal protein fusion product 1
Exons: 5
Coding region: 53-439 (128 amino acids)
Biological process (GO): translation
Cellular component (GO): ribosome
Molecular function (GO): structural constituent of ribosome; protein binding
Source: RefSeq, a predicted model, not a curated record
GAGAAGAAAACUUUCUUUUUCCGACCGAGGCUGUGGAGUCUGGUGAGACGAAAUGCAGAUUUUCGUGAAAACAUUGACUGGGAAAACCAUCACCCUUGAGGUGGAACCCAGUGACACAAUCGAGAAUGUGAAAGCCAAGAUUCAAGACAAAGAGGGCAUUCCUCCCGACCAGCAGCGACUGAUUUUUGCGGGCAAACAGUUAGAGGAUGGUCGCACUCUGUCAGACUACAACAUCCAGAAAGAGUCCACUCUCCACCUGGUUCUGCGUCUGCGUGGUGGCAUCAUCGAGCCCUCUCUCAGACAGCUGGCCCAGAAAUACAACUGUGACAAAAUGAUCUGCCGCAAAUGCUACGCACGUCUUCACCCGCGCGCCGUCAACUGCCGCAAGAAGAAAUGCGGACAUACCAACAACCUGCGCCCCAAGAAGAAGCUGAAGUAAACUGUGAGCCAAGCAGACUGGGUUGGUCUAUUUUCACAAUAAAAAGAUAAAAACAAAAACUUA